AUGUCUAGCACUCAGAAGCCUCCGAGUGCACCUCGUUUGCAAAAUGAAGCUCUACCGCGCCUUGCUUCGACCGUAAGCAGUGGAGUUGCAUCGUCCGAAACAGUCGGUUCGACGAGACCUAUAGCGCACAGUAGGAGAAAUUACGGUACGGUUGGAACUACUGAACCCAUGGGCCACGAACCAAUACCGGAUGAAGGCCAAGUUGAGGGCUCGAGUCGCAUACACUCAUCCCAGUCUUUGCCGCCCGAUAAACCAAAAAAGCCAUCCGUUACGCGUCGGAUCUCGUCGAGACGGCAGGUCCCGCAUAAGGGUCAAGAAUUUUCUACGGACGACGAUGUCCUAGAAGUCGAAGAGGACAAAGCCAAGCAACAGGCGACAAACCCUCAACCUUCUCCGAGACUCCGUCCCUUGAGAACCCAGAGCUCAACGCUGCGGCGGAGAUUAAACGUUCGACCCAGUCCUUUGGCACGAGCGGAUUCUGACGAUGAGAGUGGUGAGGAAUCGUUCUUACCUGAGUCUAGCCUGGAAGCUUCCGGAGCCAGACCGCCGUCACGACAGUCAGAAGCUGGCAGCCAGAAUGACAGUAAUGAUGGCAAUAAUGAUGACAGUGAUAAUCAUGAUGGUAAUCUUGAUCACGGCGAUGGCGAUGAGAAUGAUGGUGAGACCAGCGAUGCGGAAAGUUUCACGUUGAAAGAUCGCCAACAGGCUAUCAAUGAAACGCAUCCCUUCGGUAUCAGGCUGUGGAAGCCUGCUCUCUACAAGAAAAGCCGCUCUGUGGAAAAGACCGCCGAAGGAGACAUUCACUCGUCGCCUGGCGGACGAGUUGGAAACAUGCUGUUCUUAGCUAAUCUGUUAUGGACGGUAUUCUUCGGCUGGUGGCUCGCUCUUGCUGCGCUUGUUGGUGCUGUAGCCUGUUUUGCAUUCGCCUAUUCGACUAGCGCAGUCGAGUACGGGAAGGUCUUUCUAGGUCUUUCGUGGUAUCUCCUCUAUCCGUUCGGGUCUUUUGUUCGAUUGGAGACCGACGAACACUACGCAGAAGAAGACGAGGGCGAAGGACGCAGCAUUAGCGAAUACGAACAAUGGCAGAACGGCGAUCUUGAACAUGGUCGGCUGUUCUUUGGUCCUCGGAGCAGCCGAUCCCUUGUUGGAAGGCGCCGGAAUAGCAUCGACUCUGUGAGUGAGCAAGAUAGCCUGCUGGGCAGAACACAGAGAGCUCACACGGGCGAAAACCAAUUGCAUUCAAAACGCCGCUUGUUCGGCCGUGGAGAAUGGACACUAGGCCGCGUCGUCUUUUUCUUGUUUCUGUAUCUUUUUGUUGGGCCUCUGAUGCUCUUUGUAUCCAUCAUCUGCUGGUUGCUUGUUUUCUGGAUUCCAAUGGGACGUGUGACUCUCAUCCUCUUCGACCAUCUUCGUCGUCACCCACUGGCCUUGUCCUUCCAUUCUGACACAGCAUAUACUCGACUCAGUCCUGGAUCCUCGUCGUCGAUCCUCUUAUGCACAUACCGUGCGGCUGGAACCAGAUACUGGAAGUACACAGUUGAUGGGACCAAUAUCUUUCUAAUUAACCUUCUCGGAGUUGUUCUCUUCGUCAUCUUUGACUAUUUCCUUUUGGCCGAAACGUUGAAGAUUCAUACUUGGCUAACUCACCCGGGGUUCAUCUUCACUCUCGCCCUCGUCUCCAUUAUCCCUCUUGCUUAUUUCAUUGGACAGGCAGUCGCAUCGAUCUCUGCACAAUCAUCGAUGGGUAUGGGCGCCGCUGUCAAUGCUUUCUUCUCAACCGUGGUCGAGGUGUAUUUAUACUGUGUCGCCUUGACGGAAGGAAAAGCGCAGCUCGUUGAAGGCAGUAUUAUUGGCAGUAUUUUCGCCGGUAUCCUUUUUCUCCCCGGCUUAUCUAUGUGUUUCGGUGCCAUCAAGCGUAAGACGCAGCGCUUCAACGUCAAAUCUGCGGGGGUUACUUCGACUAUGUUAAUGUUCGCUGUUAUCGCUGCAUUUGGUCCCACGUUGUUCUACCAGAUCUAUGGCAGUCACGAGUUGAACUGCUACUCAUGCGCCGAGCAAACGGACUCGGGCAUCAAAGACUGUCGUCGUUGUUAUUUUGCACAAGCUCCCGCCGUAAACGACCACUUCUUUCGGAAAGUCGUCCUACCGUACUCGUGGUUCGCGGCAUUGUUUCUGUUUCUGUCAUAUGUAAUCGGGUUGUGGUUUACGCUCAGAACCCAUGCCGCUCUAAUCUGGGCCACCGAAGCUGAGGAAAAGAAGACAGCGACCGUCACCCCGGAGCAUUUGGCCUACGAACCAAGACACCUGUUAUUCCCUCAUGGGCCGUCAGGCGCCCCUCGAGAUUGCAACGGUUAUAAAGGCUCCAUUCGAGACUCACAGCUAUAUAAACGGAUCCUGGGACAGUCUCUAAAGCACGUCGGUUUGUCAGAGAAUGCCCACGAGCACGCUCCAGACCAGCCAGAAUCAAGCUCAGCCAGCAACAAAGGGACGACGCCCCAUCUCGUCCCUCCAAGAGCGGAGGCUGGUGACGGCUACUCGAGCUUCAAAGGACUUCGAGGAUAUUCUGGGGAAGAUAGUGAAUAUCUAGUGCGCCAGGUAACUGAAGUGGCAGCAACGGCAGCAGCUGUUGCUGCUCGUGACGCCGCGCGCGCCCGGAAACCAUCAGUUCAGCAUGGUAGUGCACGCCAAGGCAAUAAGACUCCGGUAGAUCUCUCUAGAUCUAUGGUAGAAGACGAUGUUGGGCUUGAGCAUACACAGACUGGCGGUGGUCACGAUGCGCCCAAUUGGAGCAAGGGCAAGAGUUCCAUCAUUCUCCUGGGAGCUACAAUAUUUUACGCAAUUAUAGCCGAGAUUCUGGUGAAUACGGUGGAUGUCGUUCUUGAGAGCGUUGACAUUGACGAGAAAUUUUUGGGAAUCACUCUAUUUGCAUUGGUCCCCAACACUACCGAAUUCCUGAACGCCAUUUCCUUUGCGAUGAACGGUAAUAUCGCGCUGUCCAUGGAGAUCGGUUCGGCCUACGCGUUGCAGGUUUGUCUGCUACAGAUUCCAGCUGUUGUCUUGUUCAGUGCCUUCUACAGUCGCAUGCUCGAGCCCUCGGAGCUAUUGAGCCAUUCAUUCAAUCUCAUCUUCCCGCAAUGGGAUAUGAUCACGGUCAUCCUCUGCGUUUUCCUUCUAUCUUACGUGCAUGGAGAAGGGAAGAGCAACUAUUUCAAGGGCUGUAUUCUGGUCCUCACAUAUCUGGUGGUCGUGAUUGGUUUCUACCUAUCUGGCUACAGCAAUGUCGACACCAUGGGUAUUGAUCGCUUUGAUACACUUGCUCUUGGUCCUAUGAAAUCUGAGAGCUUUCGCACAAUCGGUCAUUCGACAAAUGGCAGGGCUUUUUAA
Aspergillus clavatus NRRL 1 is the source of this 3384-nucleotide messenger RNA. RefSeq names its product calcium/hydrogen antiporter. Bases 1 to 3384 code for a protein of 1127 amino acids. Gene Ontology annotation, molecular function: calcium:proton antiporter activity. The transcript has 5 exons. NCBI's taxonomy places the organism in Eukaryota, Fungi, Ascomycota, Eurotiomycetes, Eurotiales, Aspergillaceae. Gene Ontology annotation, biological process: intracellular calcium ion homeostasis; calcium ion transmembrane transport. The record is from RefSeq and is a predicted model, not a curated record. Gene Ontology annotation, cellular component: membrane; endomembrane system.